AGAAACUGUAAUUUUAUUUUUCUCAUUUCUGUGGCGGGGCGAAUUCUCUGUGGAAUUGCAUAAAUCCCUAGAUAAACAAAUCUCCACAAUUAUAAACAUCCCAAUGUUGCUGAAAGGAGGGGCUUUUCCGGCAUGCAACGCCGCCGUAGCCGUGGGCGAGAGCCAAGUCAAUUGCCGCUUUUCCGGCUCGAUUCGCCGCCCCAUUGGAAACCCCUCCUCCAUUUCGUGUAACCGGCUCCGGAAACCCCAAUUUCUGCGGGUGACGUCAGUCGCCACCGGCGAGGCGAAGAGCAAGCCCCAGGAGCCGAGCUACCAGCCGAGCCUCGCCGACCGGCUCCGGCUCGGCAGCUUGACCGAGGACGGCUUGUCUUAUAAAGAGAAGUUUAUAGUGAGGUGUUAUGAGGUUGGACUUAACAAAACCGCCACCGUUGAAACCAUAGCCAAUCUCUUGCAGGAGGUUGGUUGCAAUCAUGCUCAAAAUGUCGGGUUCUCGACCGAUGGAUUUGCUACUACACCUACCAUGAGGAAACUACAUCUCAUAUGGGUGACUGCUCGUAUGCACAUCGAGAUCUACAAAUACCCUGCUUGGAGUGAUGUGGUUGAGAUCGAGACAUGGUGCCAAAGUGAAGGAAGAAUCGGCACCAGACGGGAUUGGAUCCUCAAAGACUAUGCUAAUGGUGAAGUCAUAGGACGGGCUACGAGUAAGUGGGUGAUGAUGAACCAAGACACGAGGCGCCUUCAGAAAGUCAGCGACGAUGUUCGUGAUGAGUAUCUCGUUUUCUGCCCAAAAACACUUAGAUUAUCAUUUCCUGAAGCAAACAAUGCUAGCCUAAAGAAAAUAGCUAAACUAGAUGACCCUGCUCAACAUUCCAAAGUUGGGCUUGUGCCUAGACGAGCUGAUCUGGACAUGAACCAGCAUGUAAACAAUGUCACCUACAUUGGAUGGGUUCUCGAGAGCAUCCCGCAAGAGAUUAUCGACACUCAUGAGCUUCAGACAAUAACCUUAGACUACAGGCGCGAAUGCCAGCAAAAUGAUGUGGUCGAUUCUCUUACAACUCCCGAAUUAAUCGUCGACAACACAGUUUCGGAACUUCAUGCAACUAAUGGAACUCCAAAUGCUGCAAAAGAUGAAAACGAGUGCCUCCAGUUUCUGCAUUUGUUGAGAUUGUCGAACGAUGGUUCCGAAAUUAAUAGGGGACGCACUGAGUGGAGAAAGAAGAAACCUGCAAAAAGAUAGUCCCCAUCUGCCUACAUUUCAUCCUUCAUACAUAUGUAUGUACAAGCAGGCUCUUCUCUCUUUCUCUCUCGUCUCUCUCUUCAAUUAGUACUCGUGUCUUCGUUUGUCUUCUUUGUAAUUUUUAGUUUUUUAUUUUAUUUUUUACUUUAUCUAAGGAUUUUGGUUUGGAUUCUGAAAAGUCUUUCAUUUCGAACAAGAUGAUUGCUUUACAUUUGUUGUGCAUUUGUAUUUUUCUGAGGGAAUUUGAAAAAUUAUGUUUGUUUGCUAUUUUUCAA
This is a messenger RNA of Erythranthe guttata (spotted monkey flower), 1512 nucleotides long. RefSeq names its product fatA acyl-ACP thioesterase (gene FATA). Gene Ontology annotation, molecular function: acyl carrier activity; fatty acyl-[ACP] hydrolase activity. Lineage: Eukaryota; Viridiplantae; Streptophyta; Magnoliopsida; Lamiales; Phrymaceae. The record is from RefSeq and is a predicted model, not a curated record. Gene Ontology annotation, biological process: fatty acid biosynthetic process.